UCUGGAACCAUCUUCAUCUGCGUGAAGCAGGUGGACGAGAGAGGGAGGAGGAAGGCGAUUUGGGUGGCAGUUCGGUGGCGCUGUCUUCUUCGAUCCCUUUUCAUUCUGCAUUCCCGCUCCUGGAUUCACUCCUGGCAAAAUUGGAAUCGGUUCAUUGAAGCUUAUGGGCCAUUUGAGCUUGCAGCUCCUCUUAUUAUAUCUGGUUCUUCUUUGCUUUGCGGAUUAUGCUUUGUCUGGGAGUACAAGUCCGUACGUACGUUCAGAAUAUCCAUCAACCGAUAUCCCUCUAGAUAAUGAAGCUUUUGUUCUUCCUGAAGGCUUUAACGCUCCGCAGCAGGUGCAUAUUACUCAAGGUGACUAUGAUGCGAAAGCCGUUAUAAUCUCCUGGGUGACAGCUUCUGAACCUGGUUCAAGUGAAGUCUGGUAUGGAAUAGAGGACAAUAAAUAUGAGCUAAAAGCUGAAGGAGAAAAAACAAACUAUACAUUUUAUGAUUACAACUCUGGAUUUAUUCAUCACUGCCUUAUUGAUGGACUUGAGUAUAACACAAAAUAUUAUUAUAAAAUUGGUACUGGUUCCUCUGCUCGAGAAUUUUGGUUCCAAACACCUCCAGAGGUCCAUCCAGAUUCUGCAUACACAUUUGGCAUAAUUGGUGAUCUGGGGCAAACAUAUAACUCUCUUUCCACUCUCGACCAUUACAUGAAAAGUGACGGACAGACUGUCUUGUUUGUCGGAGAUCUUUCUUAUGCUGAUAGAUAUAAAUAUAACGAUGGCAACCGCUGGGAUUCAUGGGGCCGCCUUGUGGAAAAGAAUGCUGCAUAUCAACCGUGGAUUUGGACAACCGGAAACCAUGAAAUUGAGUAUCAACCUGAAUUGGGAGAGACCACUAUGUUCAAAGCUUUUCUGCACAGAUAUUCGACGCCUUAUAAGGCUUCCCAAAGCAGUUCACCCCUUUGGUAUGCAAUCAGGCGUGCAUCUGCUCAUAUUAUUGUGCUUUCAAGCUACUCUCCCUUCGUCAAAUAUACUCCACAAUGGCAUUGGCUCCGGGCAGAGCUGAAGCGAGUCGACAGAGAAAAAACGCCAUGGCUGAUCGUCCUCAUGCAUGUUCCCCUGUACAACAGUAAUACAGCACAUUAUAUGGAGGGCGAGGCCAUGAGAGCUGUUUUCGAGGAGUGGUUUGUAAAAUAUAAAGUCGAUAUGAUCUUUGCUGGUCAUGUGCAUGCCUACGAGAGAUCCUAUCGCAUUUCCAAUAUAGACUACAACAUAACAUCGGGCAACCGAUAUCCUAUACCUGAUCCAUCAGCUCCAGUAUACAUUACCAUUGGCGAUGGAGGAAAUCAGGAAGGCCUGGCUGGAAGAUUUUUCGAGGUGCAACCUGAUUACUCUGCAUUCCGGGAAGCGAGUUACGGGCAUUCGACCUUGGAGCUUAAGAACAGAACUCAUGCUCUAUAUCAUUGGAACAGAAACGACGAUGGCAAACAUGUGCCGGCCGACCGCUUUGUACUUCACAACCAAUACUGGGCAAGCAACACGCGGAGAAGAAUACUGAAGAAGCAUAAAUUCCCAAGCCGUGCCAGCCUCUUCGCUAAAUACAGAGAGUUCUUGGAUGCGAUUGCUUGACCUUAUCGAAGCAUAAAGAGUUCUUCAUCUGGUCAGUGAGUUUACUUCGGUGAAUCCACAGUUUGUUCUUUAAAAAAAAAACAUCAUAAUAUGAGGGAGGAGCCUUAGUGUGUUUGUGUAGUAUGAGUGUUUAUAUGUUGAUAACUAUAGGCUUCUUGUUUGUAUCAUCCGGAUAUUUUGCAUUAUUCUAACAACCCUGCUACUUGUGUUAUUUUCACAAGAAUAAUAAUAUUAAUGAUUAUUAUUUUCAA
Messenger RNA from Zingiber officinale, 1869 nucleotides. RefSeq names its product phosphoenolpyruvate phosphatase-like. Gene Ontology annotation, molecular function: protein binding; acid phosphatase activity; metal ion binding. The record is from RefSeq and is a predicted model, not a curated record. The transcript is spliced from 10 exons. The coding region runs from base 164 to 1618 and encodes 484 amino acids. NCBI's taxonomy places the organism in Eukaryota, Viridiplantae, Streptophyta, Magnoliopsida, Zingiberales, Zingiberaceae.